UCUUCCCACUCUCUGAAAGCCUUAAAUACCUAAUUUCCCUUCUGCUUUUGUUCUUCUUCAGUACCAAACUGACAGAUAUGUUUUGUCUUUAGCAUUUACUACACCUGCAACUGCAUCGUCUCAUCUUUAUUUUUUUUCUCCUGUACUCAAACAGUUAAUUUGCACCCCACAUCUUCAUUUUCAAUCUGAGCAUACCACUGCUAUAAUGGCCACCACAAAACCUAAAGUAGUUAAGCAACUCGGGCAAUUCCUUCAAGAGCAACAAGAACCUUUCAUACUAGAGAUUUACUUAUCAGAAAGAGGGUAUCAGGAAAAGAACUUGAGUUCUGGAAGAAGUACCAGCUUCAGCCAGGGAAAUUUACUCAAGUCUUUGAAGGGUUCAGGUAAUACUAGUCCAAAUAAAAGCAGAAAGGGUACUCCACAGUUUUUCAAGGUAUUGAGAGCUGCAUAUAACAAGUUUACAUCCAUUAACAACAGGCAAAGAAUUAAGAAUAAUGAUAAAAGAAAUAGUAAAUUUAGUGUUACUGAGAUGGCCGGGGAUGGCCAAGAAGUUGCAGAGCCAGAUGGAUUUUCCACUGCCAGUAGCGCAACGGUUUUCAAUUCAUGCUCAGACAGCGAGGUAGAAGAAACAUCAACUUCAGUGCAGAAAAAUGAUUUUUCAUUUGUUGAAAAUACUUCUCAGUCUUUCGAACUCUGGAAUCCAGGAGAUAAAGAGGCUGUUGCAGAAGGAAAGCUUCGAUGGAGAUGCGUACAAGAGAGUAAACAGAUAAGCCCUGUAUCCGUGCCGCAAGAAUUACGUUCUUCUAGGGGUUCUUCAUCCGUUAAAACAGCAAGACACGGUUUAGGCAAAAUUCAAGAACAGAAUCCAUCAAGAACUUGCAUCACACUCGCUAAGAAAAUAACAGAGGAGUCCAUUCUAUCGGCUUCUUUCUGGAGACUACUUUUUCACUCAGCUGUUGAAAAGCCAAAUUGUGCAGGUGCAGCAGAAACACUGGAACUUGUCCACUCUAAACCCACCUCACAAUUCCUCAAAUCCAAAAAGGUGGUACAACAAACAAAGCAACUUCUAUUUGAUUGCGUGAGAGAAGUUUUGGAGAGCCGUGGAAAAGAGACAGGGCAGCAAGACAAGAAAGAAUUUUUGGGGUCUGAAUUGCUUGGAAAUCUCGUAUGUGGGAAAAUUAAGGAAUGGGGAAAACACUCAGUUGAUGGAUUCAACUUAACACGACUACUGAAUGCAGAUAUCCAUGAUUCAGUACAAGAAUGGAAUGAUAUUGAGGCAGAGGUGAGGGACAUUGCGUUGGAGAUUGGAGAUGCUAUAAUGGAAGAGAUCAAAGAUCAAAUUGUUACAGAAAUAAUUUAUUUUUCAAAAUUUUAAACUUGCAUAUGCUCCUUUCCAGUCCAUUAAUUUUCGGCAUUAAUAUUCUCAAUAUGGUAUGGUAUGUUCUUUCAAGUUUUUUAAUGGCUUGCCAGGAUACUGCACAAAAGUCAAUGGUGAAUCACAAGUUGGGGUGGAUAUGAACCAAACGAAGCUCCAACACUCUAUAGUUUGAGUUUGAUUUCAAUGAAAAAAGUUUAAUUUGAAUUCA
Mangifera indica (mango) is the source of this 1586-nucleotide messenger RNA. RefSeq lists its product as uncharacterized. The transcript has 3 exons. Bases 206 to 1375 code for a protein of 389 amino acids. Lineage: Eukaryota; Viridiplantae; Streptophyta; Magnoliopsida; Sapindales; Anacardiaceae. The record is from RefSeq and is a predicted model, not a curated record.